Messenger RNA from Sphenostylis stenocarpa, 1113 nucleotides. NCBI's taxonomy places the organism in Eukaryota, Viridiplantae, Streptophyta, Magnoliopsida, Fabales, Fabaceae. The record is from the annotation of a GenBank genome assembly.
AUGGAGGUAGCACAGGUUCUACACAUGAACGGGGGUGUCGGUGACGCAAGCUAUGCUGACAACUCUCUUGUUCAGCAAAAGGUGAUUUGUUUGACAAAGCCAACAAGAGAGGAAGCCAUAACUAGCCUCUAUUGCAGCACGCUCCCCAAAAAUUUGGCAAUUGCAGAUUUGGGUUGCUCCUCAGGACCAAACACUUUGUUUGUUGUGUCCGAACUCAUCAAAACUGUGGAGAAGCUUUGCAGACAGCUGAACCAUAAAUCUCCAGAAUACAAGGUGUUUCUGAAUGAUCUCCCUGGGAAUGACUUCAACAACAUCUUUAAGUCCCUUGACACCUUCAAAGAGAAAUUGUGUGAUGAAAUGGAAGAUAGGAUUGGUCCAUGCUACUUCUCUGGGGUUCCCGGUUCUUUCUAUGGCAGGGUUUUCCCAAACCGAAGUUUGCAUUUUGUUCAUUCCUCUUACAGCCUUCAAUGGCUAUCUAAGGUUCCUGAGGGUGUAGACAACAACAAGGGCAAUAUUUACUUAAGCAGAACAAGCCCAUCAAAUGUUGUGAGAGCUUACUAUGACCAAUUUCAAAGAGAUUUCUGUCUUUUUCUCAAGUGUCGAGCAGAGGAACUUGUUGAAGGAGGUCGUAUGGUUCUCACAUUUUUGGGAAGAAGAAACGACGAUCCAUGCAGCAAGGAUGGUUGCUACAUCUGGGAGCUCAUGGCUACUGCUCUUAAUGAUAUGGUUUUACAGGGAAUCAUAAAGGAAGAGGAAGUAGAUAGUUUCAACAUCCCUCAAUACACUCCAUCCCCAUCUGAAGUGAAAUUGGAAGUUCUUAAAGAGGGAUCAUUUGCGAUCAAUCGUGUACAAGUCUCUGCAGUGAACUGGAACGGUUUUGAUGAUUGGAACGCUCUUGACUUUGAAUCUGAAAGGUUUGAGUCAAUUGGUGAUGGUGGAUACAACGUGGCACAGUGCAUGAGGGCUGUGGCAGAACCCAUGCUGGUUAGCCACUUUGGUGAAGAUAUCAUUGAAGAGGUUUUCAGCCGCUACCGGGAAAUCUUGGCUGAUCGAAUGUCCAAGGAAAAAACUGAGUUCAUCAAUGUCACCGUAUUAUUGACUAGAAAAGAAUAA